AUGACAUCUUUUCAUAUAUUUAAAAGUAUUUUUAAUUCAUCAUUUGAAUUCUAUGGUCUAUCUGAAUGGUUAUUAGAAAUAAUGCCGGAUAAUGUUGAUAUCAAUCGUUGUAAAAUAAAUCGAUCACAUCAUGGUUGGAUAUUUCGAAGACAUAAUGCUCGUUCAAAAUUUAUUUGUAUGAAUUGUAUGAAAUCUCAAAUACAAUUACAUAAAGAAAAACUAAAAAUCAAUACAUGGACUUCAGUUUAUACAACAAUACUUUUUCGUGCACGAUUAGAUAAAUCAUUCAAUGGUCAAAAUAUUGGUCGAAUACAAAUGAGAAUAUUUGAACAAGGUUGUCAUACAUGUAAUAUUUAUAGUAUAGGUAUUCUUGAUGAAAAUGAAAUAAAACGAACAUUUUAUUGGUUAUAUAUAUGGAUAUUAGAAACAUUUUAUAAUGUUAAAUUUAUUGAUAAUGAACUCGAAGAUAUAUGUAUUCAAUCAAAAGGUUAUAAUCGACGACAAUUACCACAUGAUUCAAGUCGAUGUGAUGGAUGUCGAGCUGGUUGGUGUAAAUAUUUGUAUCGAUGUAAAAACAAAAAUAGUCUUAAAAGACAUACAGUUAUGUCUAUAUAA
Messenger RNA from Rotaria sordida, 615 nucleotides. The record is from the annotation of a GenBank genome assembly. Lineage: Eukaryota; Metazoa; Rotifera; Eurotatoria; Philodinida; Philodinidae.